Elephantulus edwardii (Cape elephant shrew) is the source of this 975-nucleotide messenger RNA. RefSeq names its product dolichyl-phosphate mannosyltransferase polypeptide 1, catalytic subunit (gene DPM1). Gene Ontology annotation, biological process: GPI anchor biosynthetic process; protein O-linked glycosylation via mannose. The record is from RefSeq and is a predicted model, not a curated record. The transcript is spliced from 9 exons. Lineage: Eukaryota; Metazoa; Chordata; Mammalia; Macroscelidea; Macroscelididae. Gene Ontology annotation, cellular component: endoplasmic reticulum membrane. Bases 22 to 804 code for a protein of 260 amino acids. Gene Ontology annotation, molecular function: dolichyl-phosphate beta-D-mannosyltransferase activity.
GGCAGCUCGCGCAGGUCCGUCAUGGCGUCUGUCGAAGUGGGUCCCAGCCUUCCUCGGUCUGGUCGGGAUCCGGACCCCCAAGCGCAGCAGGAGGACAAGUUUUCGGUACUUUUGCCCACCUACAACGAGCGCGAGAACCUGCCGCUCAUCGUGUGGCUGCUGGUGAAAAGCUUCACCGAGAGUGGAAUCAACUAUGAAAUUAUAAUCAUAGAUGAUGGAAGCCCAGAUGGAACAAGGGAAGUUGCUGAGCAGUUGGAGAAGAUCUAUGGGUCAGACAAAAUUCUUCUAAGACCAAGAGAGAAGAAGUUAGGGCUAGGAACUGCAUAUAUCCAUGGGAUGAAACAUGCCACAGGAAACUACAUAAUCAUUAUGGAUGCGGAUCUCUCACACCACCCAAAAUUUAUUCCUGAAUUCAUUAGGAAGCAGAAGGAGGGUAAUUUUGACAUUGUCUCUGGAACUCGCUACAAAGGAAAUGGAGGUGUAUACGGCUGGGAUUUGAAAAGAAAAAUAAUCAGCCGAGGGGCCAAUUUUAUAACGCAGGUCUUGCUGCGGCCAGGAGCAUCUGAUUUAACGGGGAGUUUCAGAUUAUACAGAAAAGAAGUUCUUCAGAAAUUAAUAGAAAAAUGUGUUUCUAAGGGCUACGUCUUCCAAAUGGAGAUGAUUGUCCGAGCAAGACAAUUGAACUAUACUAUUGGCGAGGUUCCAAUAUCAUUUGUGGAUCGAGUUUAUGGUGAAUCCAAGUUGGGAGGAAAUGAAAUCGUCUCCUUCUUAAAAGGACUACUGACACUUUUUGCUACUACAUAGAAGAAAAUUUUUCAUUUAUAUUUAUCAUGUUCAUUACAAUAAAAUCAGAAAAGAAGCCUGGUUGGUGACUUUUAUAAAAUGUACACUUAGAGCAUAAAUUAUAAGGUAAGGUAAAUUUCAUGUAAAUUUUUUUUUCUGAAGAAAUGCCAUCAUUUAAUAAUUCAAAUUAGA